Daucus carota subsp. sativus is the source of this 2445-nucleotide messenger RNA. RefSeq lists its product as uncharacterized. Lineage: Eukaryota; Viridiplantae; Streptophyta; Magnoliopsida; Apiales; Apiaceae. Gene Ontology annotation, molecular function: alpha-(1->6)-fucosyltransferase activity. Gene Ontology annotation, biological process: protein N-linked glycosylation. Bases 392 to 2233 code for a protein of 613 amino acids. The transcript has 10 exons. The record is from RefSeq and is a predicted model, not a curated record.
CUAAAUAUCUGUGUAGAUUUCGGCUAUUAAAUUAUCAUGAAAAUAUAUCACAGAAGUUCUGCGGGAUGCAAUCUUUAUCUUUAAUGCUGGAAAUCCAAAUUUAGAAGUGGUGCUCAACAGGUGUCUUAUGCAUGUUUUGUGUUGUUCCUCACAAGCCCACCUGGCUGUGACUCUGUGAAUGUGAGUGAAUACCUCCAAAUUCAUCUCUACUUGGUGGGGUUAUUCUAGUAUCAUGAGUUCUGUUUUCUAAAUCUUUCAGCUUGUCUGGCUGGCUGUGUAUUCAAAGUUAGGAAGAUGUUGGACCACCAAAUUACAGAAGACAAGUAGUUUUGAGAAUAAGACUAGGUUCACUCUACUGGUGCCUGCUUUUAUUUGGUUGUGUUUUGGGGGCAUGGCAACUUCUGCCAAAGAAGACUUGGAGGCUCAAAAUAAUCAGAAGCCUCUUGAUAGAGCUGUGUCACACAGAAAUUCUACAAUCAAGAACCAGAAAUCACUUGAAAGAGUCGUUUCACAGCGAGCUUUUCAGAUGAGUAAUUCAUACCCGUGUCAGCUAUGUGUGUUGGGUUUUCUUUGUGGGGUUUGUAUCACCACUGUGUUUCUGGCUGCUCUUACCUCUUUUGGUACUCUCGAAUUUGGUUCAGUCUCCAUUUCCACAUUCACUACUGGCCCUCUGUCAUCAGAUUUUGGCUCAAGAGUUGGGGAUGUUGCGCAGAAGGUAUCAGCACUGGAUGUAGAAGAAAAGUUUUACUCUGAGAAGAAUAGUGAACUUUCAAUUGAUGAAAGAGUGACCUUUAUGUACUCAAGUUGGAGUACUUUUCUAAAUAAAUCACUUGAGGACUUCAAACUUCUAAAUAGUAAUGGAUUAGGCUUACCUGAUCCCCCCAAUCCCAAAGCUCCUCAUUUAGAAAAUUGCAAACUGAAUGCGGAGGUAAAUCAGCAACUUGAUGAACGCAUGAAAAAUAAGCUGCUACCACCAUGGACAAUAUGGAAGGGGACGUUAAACAAUUACCUUCUCUCGUCUGCAGAAGAGCAACUGAGGAAUUACAACUAUCGGCCAAUACCUGGAGCUUCUUAUCCUCCAUGGAUCACAGGAUCAGAUGAAGAAAAUUAUCCUCUAACUAGGAAAGUGCAAAGUGACAUUUGGUUCCGCCAACAUCCCUCAAACUGCAGUGAUCCUAGCGUAAAGUUUCUUGUAGCUGACUGGGAAAGACUUCCUGGAUUUGGGAUUGGAGCUCAGUUCGCUGGCAUGUGUGGGCUUCUCGCUAUUGCAAUUAAUGAAAGAAGGGUACUUGUCACAAAUUACUAUAAUCGUGCUGACCAUGAUGGCUGUAGAGGAUCAUCACGCUCGAGCUGGUCAUGCUACUUCUUUCCCGAGACAUCCCAGGAAUGUCGGGAUCGUGCAUUUCAGCUCAUGGGAGAGAAGAAAGCAUGGGAAAAAGGAACGAUAACUACAAAAGAAAAUUAUACCUCGAAGGAUAUAUGGACUGGACGUAUUCCCAGGGUAUGGGGUUAUCCUUGGAGUUAUAUGCAGCCAACAACAGAAAUUAAUGGUAGCCUGCUUUCACAUCAUAGGAAAAUGGACAGAAGAUGGUGGAGAGCACAGGCCAUUCGCUAUCUUAUGAGGUUUAAGUCGGAGUACACAUGCAACUUACUGAAUGCAGCGCGGCAUGCAGCAUUCGGAUUGGAAGCUGCCAAACUGGUUCUAUCAUCACGGUCUGAAAAUUAUUCAACGAGCACUUCUGUUUCAGAUAGGCAUAAGGCUGACAUAGAAGAUUAUGUAUGGUCAAAUCAUAAGCCAUGGAUGCCACGACCAUUGCUGAGUAUGCAUGUAAGAAUGGGCGACAAGGCAUGUGAAAUGAAGGUUGUCGAAUUUGAGGAAUACAUGCGUCUUGCGCAUCGCAUCAGAAAUCGCUUUCCCCAUCUCAAUAGUAUCUGGUUGUCCACCGAAAUGCAGGAAGUUGUUGACAAGUCCAGGUCAUAUCCUCACUGGAAGUUUUACUACACAAACGUUACGCGGCAAGUAGGAAACAUGACAAUGGCAACAUAUGAAGCAAGUCUUGGCCGACAAAUCAGCACCAACUACCCUUUAGUUAAUUUCUUGAUGGCUGCAGAAUCCGACUUUUUCAUUGGCGCAUUAGGUUCCACAUGGUGCUUCCUCAUUGACGGCAUGCGGAAUACAGGAGGGAAAGUAAUGGCCGGUUACCUGAGUGUCAACAAGGACCGUUUCUGGUAGAUCUCAGGUAGCUGCUGGUUAUUGUCUGUAUAUAAUAAGUAUAACUGUAUAAGCACAUGUAUAGAAAAUAGGCUGAUGUAAUAUAAUUCAAAGUUUAUACUACAUGCUUCUGUUUCUAGUUCUGUUAGCUUGAAUGGAGUAGUCAGCAUGCAAUGGAGCUCAAUAUUAUAAAGCAUGUCCAAUGGAGUUUAAUCUAUUUUCAUCUUAUAUUC